This is a messenger RNA of Camelina sativa (false flax), 387 nucleotides long. RefSeq names its product large ribosomal subunit protein eL42z/eL42y. Gene Ontology annotation, biological process: translation. NCBI's taxonomy places the organism in Eukaryota, Viridiplantae, Streptophyta, Magnoliopsida, Brassicales, Brassicaceae. The record is from RefSeq and is a predicted model, not a curated record. Gene Ontology annotation, cellular component: ribosome. Gene Ontology annotation, molecular function: structural constituent of ribosome.
ACAUCUUCGUUUAGUCUAGUGGACGACGACGGCACACAACAACAAGCUUCACCGGAGAGCAGAGAAGACGCGAAAAUGGUGAACAUUCCAAAGACUAAGAACACUUACUGUAAAAAUAAAGAGUGCAAGAAGCAUACUUUGCACAAGGUUACCCAAUACAAGAAGGGUAAAGACAGUCUUGCUGCUCAAGGAAAGCGUCGUUAUGACCGUAAACAAUCUGGUUAUGGUGGUCAGACUAAGCCUGUCUUCCACAAGAAGGCUAAGACCACGAAGAAGAUUGUGCUGAGGCUUCAGUGUCAGAGCUGCAAGCACUUUUCUCAGCGCCCAAUCAAGAGGUGCAAGCAUUUUGAGAUCGGUGGAGACAAAAAGGGGAAGGGAACAUCACUU